Molecule: messenger RNA, 5326 nt
Organism: Carcharodon carcharias (great white shark)
Lineage: Eukaryota; Metazoa; Chordata; Chondrichthyes; Lamniformes; Lamnidae
Product: complement C4-like
Exons: 42
Coding region: 1-5157 (1718 amino acids)
Biological process (GO): inflammatory response; complement activation
Cellular component (GO): extracellular region
Molecular function (GO): protein binding; endopeptidase inhibitor activity
Source: RefSeq, a predicted model, not a curated record
AUGGGGAAAAGCUACUUAAUCAGUGCUCCCAACAUUAUUCACGUUGGGGUGAAGGAGAGCGUCGCCAUUCAAUUGGACGGAGCAACAAAUCCUGUCAACGUCAAAGUUUAUUUAUUCGAUGUGACCACGUACACAAAGUAUUCACACGACAUUAAUUUUGAACUAACGGCGGGGAAUGGUUACCAUCAAAUUAAAGAAAUAAUUGCUCUUCCCAAUCGUAUUAAGCAAAGCCGCAUUUGGUCACGUAAAGACAAGUACAUCUCUCUAGCUGCUGAAUGCCCACAACUGUUUCCAGAAAGGAAAUUGGUCCCGAUCCUGCUCUCGUCAAGAAAGGGCUAUAUAUUUAUUCAGACGGACAAGCCAAUAUACACCCCGAAUGAAAUUGUGCGCUACAGGAUCUUUACUCUGGAUCAUUACAUGAGACCAGUGAGCGACAAUAUUAAAAUAACGAUAUACAAUUCAGCAAACGUUCAGUCUCCUAGUUUGUUCAUGCGGUCUGGAAAAGUGUUCACUCGGCAGUUAAGGAUUCCGGAUAUCGCAAAGCCCGGAAUUUGGAGAAUUGAGGCGCAGUUUAGCGAUUCUCCAAUGUCCAUGGUAUCCGUGCAAUUUGAGGUCAAGGAAUUCGUUCUCCCUAGCUUCAAGGUCGAGGUGAAGUCAGAAGAAAUGUUUUAUCUGGUAACAAGGGACAAAUUCAAUUUCAAAGUUUCGGCAGACUACACAUACGGAAAACCAGUGGAAGGAAUGGCCUAUGUGAGAUUCGGGGUUAUUGAUGAAACAGACAAGGAGGAGUACCUACGGGGACUUGAAAAGCAACUGCAGAUCAAGGGCGGGGUGGCGGAGUCCUCCCUAACGACAGCAGAGCUCUCAGAAACAAUCAAACCUCUGCAAACGGUCCACGAUCUUGUGGGGCACCGACUCUAUAUGGCAGUAACAGUUUUCGAAAUAUCCAGUGGACAAAUGGAGGAAGUUGAACUCAGAAAUAUAAAGUUUGUCUCCUCACCAUAUGUGAUUGAUUUGUCAAAGACCAGCGGCUACUUCAUACCCAGAGUUCCAUUUGCUAUACUGGUUCAGGUAACUUACCCUGACGGAUCUCCGGCCUCGGACGUUCCUGUGAAGUUAGAAGAAGGACAGCCACAAAAUACACAGGAAAAUGGCCAUGUCCUGUUAACAAUGCAAUCCCCUGCGAACAUUGAUACUCUUGAAUUUAAGGUGAUAGCUGGGGAUGGGACUCCUGGAAGAGAAAUCAGUGAAGCAAAGAAAACUGUACAGAUCUACCAUUCUAAGAGUAAGAGCUAUCUCCACCUUGCUGUACCACGCCACGUCUUAGACCCAGGAACCUCGUUUUUUGCAGAUAUAACAGCUGUCACUCCCACAGGCAAUGAAGAUAUCAAGUACUAUUACUAUAUGAUUAUAAGCAAAGGCAAAGUGCUCACAAUGGAUAGAAUUUUGAAAACGGAAUUCACAAAACUUAUUCUCCCACUGAGCAUCUCAAUGGUUCCAGCGUUCCGGAUAGUCCUCUACUAUUACAUAAAUGUCGGGGGGAAAACAGAAAUGGUGGCAAAUUCCGCGUGGAUUGACGUUAAGGAUGUCUGCGAAGGAAAGAUUACAAUUAAAGAUAUGCCCAAACAGUAUUAUAGCCCAGGAGGCAGGACUAAUCUGUUUAUUGAAACUGAAGACAAAGGAAGCCUGUCUGUUGCCAUCGUCGAUACAGCAGUCUAUAUACUCAACAACAAGAAUAAACUUACAGCCAGCAAAGUCUUUGAAGAGAUGAAUUCCUACGACCUUGGCUGCACGUUUGGAGGUGGCGCUGAUAGCGUUCAUGUUUUCAUGGAUGCGGGAUUGACUUUCAUUUCGAAUGUGGACACCUCAGAAAUUCGGAAUGGAUAUUCCUGCAAAAUGGAUGGCGGUAGGAUGAAAAGAUCUUUGGACAUUCAAGCGCAGUAUGUGGGAAAAUUAAGUUACUAUACCAACAGCAGUCUAAAGAAAUGCUGCACUGAUGGAAUAACUGUAAUUCCAAUGAAAAGUACCUGCGAAGAUCGGGCAAAGCGAGUCAAAGAGGAGGAAUGUAGAAAGGCUUUUCUCACCUGCUGCGAGUUUGGUGUGGAACUGAGGCGUAACCAGUCAAUGAAGCUCGCUGAAGUGGGAAGAACGGCGGACAGUGAUAUUGAUGAUUACUUCGAUGAAUCCUCUGUUCGAAUUCGGAGCAACUUUCCACAGAGCUGGCAAUGGAGAACGUAUAAUAAUUUAGCUGAAGGAGGGCACAAGUUUCCGAUUAACAUUCCAGAUUCCAUAACAACUUGGGAAAUUCAGGCAGUUGGCAUGUUUGAGGAAAAAGGUAUUUGUGUUGCGGAACCUAAGAAGAUGAGAGUCUUCAGGCCAUUUUUUCUAUCUUUGACGCUACCAUAUUCCGUCAAAAGAAAUGAACAAUUGGAAGUGAGAGCAAUAUUAUACAAUUACCUCUCAAAAGAUAUUGAGAUGAAUAUAUACAUGAAGCCCGUAGUUUCCCUUUGCAGCCCUGCCACAGGCGAGAAGAACGCAAGAACUGUGACUGUUGGAGCAAACUCAGCCUAUCCCAUAUACUUCUCUGUUGUCCCACUCGCCGUUGGCACUAUCCCAAUUGCCGUGGUUGCGUACAACACGAAUGAAUUGAUAAAUGACGCCAUUACAAAAAAUCUCAAAGUAGUGGGAGAAGGUGUGAUGAAGACAGAAGAAAGAAGCAUUAUCAUUAAUCCACAUGGGAGGAGCGCCUAUCAGAUUGUUGAAGAAAUACCUUCUAACAUGGUUCCAGACACUGAUGCCUACCUUUACAUUCGUGCAAGAGGUGAAGUGAUGGGAGAAACAGUUGAAAACUGCCUGACAGCAGAAGGAAUUGACCGUCUCAUUAGGCAGCCAAUGGGGUGCGCCGAGCAAACAUCAAUGUACAUGUCACCAACCGUGUUUGCUGUUAAAUAUCUGGACAAAAGCGAGCAAUGGCUUAGUCUGAAAGCAGAACGGAAAGAUGAAGCCCUCCAGCAUAUUGAAGCAGGCUACAGGCGGAUACUGGAGUUCAAAAAGAAUGAUGGUUCAUACGGAGCAUGGAUAAAUUACCCCAGUAGCACAUGGUUAACUGCAUUUGUUGUUAAGAUACUCUCAAUAGUUCGGACUCAGAUUGAUGUUAACGAUGAGCACAUUCAACAAUCUGUGUUGUAUUUGAUUCGAAGUCAGAGUCCAACUGGAUAUUUUUUGGAUCCUCAUCCAGUGAGACACAGAGAAAUGCAGGGUGGAAUCGGUGGACUAGAGAGCAAAAUUUCCAUGACGGCCUUUGUUACCAUAGCGCUGGUGCAUUCCUUGCCUUCCUUUCACAUAGAUGCUGCAAAAGAGCUAGAAGUGAAAGAAAGUAUUGCAAGGGCAGUUAAGUUUCUUUCCAAUGAACUUGCCGAUAUUUCGCGACCUUAUGUAAUGGCUAUCACCGCAUAUGCCCUUGCCUCAGUGGACCCUGAUAGUUCAGAAGCACAUAUGGCUGAUGCCAAACUGAAAAAAAUGGCAACUUAUGAUAAAGAAAAUAAUACCUGUUAUUGGAAAGCUGAUGAAAAAUCAUUACUCAUUGGAGAAACCAAGCCAGGGAGAGUACCUCAAGCAUCAGCUAUAACAAUAGAGGCCACUUCAUACGCAUUGCUUCAGGCUGUAACCAAGAAAGAUCUCCCCUACGCGUAUGCUAUUGCAAAAUGGUUAACUGAGCAAAGGAACUACGGUGGAGGAUUCCGCUCAACCCAGGACACAGUGGUUGCCCUGGAAGCUCUGUCAGAAUACAGCAUUGCAACCUUUCAGCCUGAGGAAAUCGAUAUUCUAUUUACAUUCAGCAGCCCAAGUAGAAGCAACAAGGAAAAACUUAGUUUAAAAGGGAAGAAUGCUUUAAUACAGGAUGAGUUAAAGUUCCCCCUGGGAGAAGUUAUUAACAUCCAUCUGUCGGGCAACGGGAAUGGAACUCUCACCUUUAUGAAGACAUACCACCUUCUGACGGAACCCAAGGACACUUGUGAUUAUUUCCAACUUGAAGUUACGGUUAAAGGCAAGGUGGAAAUUGCAAGCCGCCCAGACUACUCCGACUAUGAAGAUUAUGAUGAGCCUUUAGCAGCUGACCAGCCAGUGGCUGGGAUUGGCUGGUUCGAUAUGCGAUCCCGGAGGAGGAGGGAUGCUCCAAUUGAUGAUAAAGCCACGACCCUUUAUUAUGAAGUCUGCGUGUGUGCCAGAUUUAUACUCCUGUCAGAAAAGGGGAGGGCGGCGGGGUGGCGUGUGGGGUGUGGCGUGUCGAACUGCGCUACAGUGAUCGCUCGACCUUUGUGUGUGUAUCCUUCAAGGCAUGAGCCCGAUGGUGACAAGGAUCAUAGAGCCUCUGGGAUGGCCAUCGUGGAUAUCUCUCUCCUCAGUGGAUUCGAGCCAGAACACGCAGAUUUGGACAAGUUAAAAAAUCUUGCCGAUAGGUACAUCGAUUCGUAUGAGUUCAAAGACGGGAGAGUGCUCCUCUACCUUGAGACGGUCACUGAACACAGAGAAUGUUUUGUAUUUGGUGCUAAGCAAAUUAUUCCUAUUGGAUUAAUACAACCAGCAAGUGCAACACUUUAUGACUAUUACAACCCCAACACUAAAUGCGCCAUAUUUUACAACGCUCCGGAGCAAAGCACCAUUGUGUCAAAACUCUGCCAGAAUGAUGUUUGUGAAUGUGCUGAAGGUAACUGCCCUCGCAUGAAGAGAACAUUUUCCCAAGAUGUAGCUGGAGAUGCACGGAUGAGUUUUGCAUGCUACGCUCCAAUUGUAGAAUAUGCCUAUAUGGUCAGGAUAACUGGUGUAAAUACAACAGGAAGCUUCAAGGCCUACACUGCCUUCAUCAUAGAGUCCAUCAAACGUUCAAAGGAUGAGAACAUUAUGGCGAACGAUGUCCGGUUUUUGCUGAAACGGAAGUCCUGCCCAAUUGAACUGGCUGAGAAGACAUACCUCUUAAUGGGGAAGGAUGGCAAGACCCAAGAUUCAAGCGGAAAUAUGCAGUAUAUUCUUGAUUCCGAGACUUGGAUUGAAGAGAUUCCGUCUGAGGAAAGAUGCAAAGGCUCAAGAUUCAGAAGCAGCUGUGAGGAGUUUGACAAAUUCAUUCAAAACCUUGCAAUAGAAGGAUGUCAAAUAUAGGAAUAUUUGGACAUUCCGUUGCUCACCUUUUAAGCUGCUUCACCUCUGCAGGGAGUAUGUCCUGCAUGAUAACCUGUUCAACUGAAAAAUAAUAUUCAGUUACAGCUCAUAUAUAGAAGAAAUGUUUGAUUGAUUUGCAGCACACAAUUGCUUCAGCAUAUCCCUUGUC